Messenger RNA from Penicillium salamii, 1629 nucleotides. The record is from the annotation of a GenBank genome assembly. NCBI's taxonomy places the organism in Eukaryota, Fungi, Ascomycota, Eurotiomycetes, Eurotiales, Aspergillaceae.
AUGGAAUCAUACUUCCAGUACAAGCGAAUUCAGCGUGCUGUGAAAGUGCAGGUUGCCAACGAGAAAUGCAGCGUAAGCAGCGCUGAAGAUGGAUCUGAUAACAAUGACAGCCGCGGCCUUUCUCCUCCGCUAGGGAAGGAAUCCUCGAGGACCCAAGCAAAAGAACUGCAGAAUGAUGAUAUUAUUCUUGUGGAUUGGGAUGGCAAAGAUGAUCCCCUGAACCCAGCCAAUUGCAGCGUUUCGCAUAAGCUUUUCAUGACCCUUUUGGUGUCCAUGAUUGCAUUUGCAGUCACCGCAGCUUCCGCAAUUGACGCCUGUGGCGUCAAACAGUAUAGUGAAUAUUUCAAUGUGUCUGAAGUGGUCGGCUCUCUUGCAACAGGUCAGUUGGUGAAACCGAACAUGAGAUAUGACAUGCUAAAACAAGACCCAGGUCUCUUCCUUGUCGGUUUCGGAGUCGGCUCACUACUUUCUGGUCCCUUCUCCGAAACAUUUGGACGCAAUGCAGUCUAUCUGAUAACCAUGCUUGUUUUCCUCAUCUUCAUCAUGGCGUCGGCUGUCGCUCCCAAUCUUCACAGCCAUUUGAUCUUCCGUUUCUUCGCUGGCUUCUUCGGUUCCACUCCUUUGAGCUGCGCUGGCGGCACUGUUGCCGAUCUAUGGAAUCCAGUUCAAAAGGCAUAUGCGUUCCCCGCAUACGCUAUCCCGGCAUUUAUUGGCCCGAUGGUCGGACAGAUCAUUGGUAGUUACGUGCCCACAACACUUGGAUGGCGUUGGCUUGAAUGGCUUAUGCUAAUUAUGGGAGGUGCUAUCCUUGUUCUGGUUGUUCUCAUGCAACCAGAGACAUAUGGAAACCUACUUCUUCAGUGGAAGGCUUCGAUUCUUCGCAAAGAGACUUGCGAUCGGAGAUAUAGAGCUCCAAUGGAGUUGAGAAGGGAGAGCCUUGGAAGGCGCCUCCUGACUGCCAUCUAUCGACCAUUUUUGUGGAGUUACACCGAGCUUAUCAUCAUUCUGAUGUCAGUGUAUCUCACUGUGGUGUACAUUGUUCUGUUUACUUUCCUGGAGGGGUACACUUACGUUUUUGGAGAACCAUAUGGGCUAUCGCUAGGCUUAACUAAUGUCUCCUGGGCUGGUAUGCUUGUGGGUAUCAUUCUGACUGGCUGUACCGUCCCUUUGGUAUAUUCGUGGACCGCAAAAGAGUAUCAAAAGACCGGUCGUAUUCUUCCCGAGACGCGUCUUUGGUAUUCAAUGCUUGGCGGUGCACCGGCUGUACCUAUCAGUCUCUUUUGGAUGGGCUGGACGAACUAUCCUUCUAUCUCGAUUUGGUCCCCACUCAUUGCAUCUGUGUUGUUUGGUUACGGGAUCAUGUCAAUUUUUAUUGUUGCGUAUAUGUAUAUCAUCGAUGCAUAUGGCGUGUAUUCGGCUUCGGCCCUGGGCUUUCUUGCGUUCACCCGAUACGUUGUUGCUGGUGGCGUCACUGUUGCUGGAGGGCCUAUCUAUGAAGCAAUUGGUGCACAUUAUACACUUACUAUAUUGGGCUCUAUUAGUGCAGUGAUGGCGGUCAUUCCUUACCUGCUUUAUAUCUAUGGUCCUCAGAUUCGGAAACACAGCAAACAUGCAGUCAAUUUAGAUUGA